AUGAACUCAGCUGAAGAUGCGAUCAACUUGUCAAACCGCGAGACGGAUGCCGGCAGCCAUACAAUGGACUCGACCGCGGAGCCGACAAUGACGACCACGACCAUGGCUACUGUUGCGACCACGUACAAGCCCGAGCUCGCCCCGGCUCCGUCAUCGCCGACUACCCUCCCCGAAGAGCCUGCGAUGGAGGAACAGCCUCUUAUGAACCAGCCGGAAAGCGCGGAGCCCAGCGGUAGUGGGGAUGACAUGAUGACAAAGGUCUUCCAAUUCCUCUCCACCGCCACUCCGGAGACAUUGGCCGGAGUGGGGGUCGGUCUGGCGGCGGUCACAUACUUCUUACUGGGCCAGCUGGGCCUACUGCUCAUUGGCGCGUUUGCGGGAGUCACGGCGUUUAUAUCAUGGGAGUCCAAGAACCCGCAGGUCUCUCAGAGUAUCAAGGGGGAGAAAGGGAUCGAGGUCCUGACGAGGAUAUUAGACUUGAAGGAAGACAUGCGACGAAACAACGCAGAUACGUCAUUAGCAAAGGAGGGCGACGAAGGCACGGAUCUUAAGGGUUUUGAAGAUUUUCAGCCAGAGACGCGGGAUGCUUUGAAUAACCUGGUUGAUGCAAUCAUCCGGGAUUAUGUCAAAUGGUGGUACAGUCCAAUUGUACCCAUGGACCAAACCUUCCCGUUGGCUUGCCGCAAAGUCCUCGCAUCCUUCCUCAUCUCCGUCUCCAACCGGCUGAGCAGGAAGCGUCCUGCAGAUACAUUUCUAGACUUCCUUACCAACUCGUCGUCCAUCGUCAUCGUCUUCUUCUCCGAGCUGUCCACGGCGCUGACGGAGGAACCCCCAAACGAUACACGGAGUGUGACCGAUUCUGUCAGUAGCUACCUGGCCUCGAAUCCAGACUCCAACUUGGCGAACCUGUUGAACCAGAAACAACAGGCUGCAAAGUUCAGAAAUGUGGCGGAUGACCUCUUGGGGUUCCUCGACAGGUCGACGUAUGGCUGUGACCCUGCUCGGGUGUUUCUCCGAGAAAUCCUGGCAGGGGUCAUUCUGGAAAUGACGCUCAAGUCUUGUUCCAAGCCGGAGUGGAUUAAUGGUUGGAUUGUGUACCUGUUAGAGGCCGGAGAGCCUGAUUUCAACCAGGCCAUCGACGUUGGGAUGCAGACAGGGCCUGAUCCCAGCAAGGGCUCCACCGAGGUCGACAGCAAGAGCGGCAGCAACUCUGUAGAUGUUGACAAGUCGCAGCGCAAGGAGAGCAUGUCUAACCACAGGAAAAGGCUCAGCAAAGCUGACGAGGAGAUGGAGAACGCACUAGAGGAGAUGAAGAAGCUCAACCAGAUGAUAGCCGAUGAGGAUGCACGAAGGAGGAAGGAGUCUGCUGCAGGCGUGGAGCAGACAGGAGAGUCGAAAAGUGCAGCCGAGGCAUCAUCGCGACUAGCGGAUGCAAUGAAGCGCAAUGCGGAUACUCUGGACAUGCAGCCGAAUGUGGGUUCAGACACAACAAUCCCGAAAAGCCCUGGACCGCUAUCGCCGACAAGUAAACAAAUAUUACCCAGCGAUGUUUCUGGAGAUGAGUCCUCGGCUAAAACGGGCUCAACACAAGGCCCCCUUACCCCAGGAUCUUCAGAAAUGGAGGCAGUUAGCCAUCCUUCAUCACCGCUGAAAGAGGAAAUAACUGCGCAAUUCACCAACUUCGACCAGCUUGUCCCGCCUGCGCAGGAUGAGCCAGAGCCUGAGGCGGAACCUGUGCGCAAUAGCCCACAACCGCUCACUCUCCACCACGCGACCAUCACCAUCCAUGAUGACGGCAUGUCCGACGCCAAGAACCGCAUCAAGAACAGACCGGCCUGGGACUAUCUAAUCCAAGUCGAACCCGCAAACCCACAACAUCCUGGGUGGAUGAUUGUACGCAAGUACGCCGACUUUGAACAGCUGCACGAGAUCUUGGCGAGGAUUGCCAAGAUCUCAGGGGCAACCGCGUUUACGGAACAGCACGGCAGCCUGCCGGCCUGGCGCGUGCAUACCAAGGUCUCCCUACGCGGAGAGCUCGAACGCUAUUGCCGUGAUGCAUGCCAGAACAAGUCGCUGGCUACGAGCGAGGGCAUGAAGCGGUUCCUCGAGAAAGAUAUCUUGCACACUCGUGCACAGUCAAAGUCGGGAUUUGAAGCAUUUGAAACCAUGGGCAAAAACGUCUUUGGGGUUCUUACCAGCGCGCCAAAGGGCGUCGCUGAUGGAGGCAAGGCUGUCGUGGGUGGUGUUACGGGUGUUCUGGGCAACCUUGGCCUCGGCUCAAGGAAGAACACAAGCUCCUCCUUGAAGCAGCUACCGCAACAGCAGCAGUCGGACACUGAUAAUUCUACACCGGCCCCGAAUACACUCACGAAACGGCAUUCUGUGCCCCUACCUUCCCCAAUUAGGCAUGACAGCGGCCUUUCCGUGAUCAACAACGGCCUCAUAAGCAGGGAUAGCAUGGAUAGCCAGAGGUCGUCUGUCAUUUCAACCCAGCCUGCCAAGAUUCCUCCAAUGGAGCGCCGGCCCAGCUACAACUCACAGCACGAAGGUGCCGACGGUACAGCGGGAGAUUCGACGGGCCUACGGCCUGACCGCUGGGAUAUGGCCUCACCAACGAGCGCGAUGAGCAGCCGCAACCAUAGCCGUGCAUCAAGUGUGGCGCCUGUUCGGUCGCCAUCGUCCACAAGCUUGAGUGGACUGAAGCUGCCGCCUCCGCCUACCGAGAUCCCGGAUGAUUAUGGCAUGCCUAGGACUGCUACGAAGCCCACGCCUCUUCAAGAAGGUAACGCAGCGGCGGCGGCGGCGACGGCUACAGCAAACCCGUCACCUUCCAACACCGCAUCGGCAAAUGGCUUCGGGCGACCUCCAAAACGACAGCCGCGGACCUUUUCGCCAUUGUCGGAACAGGAGACGAGCGUGGCGGUGGAGCUCCUCUUCGCCGUCAUCACGGAGCUUUACACACUCUCGCCAUCGGCGUGGAAUAUACGACGGACGCUGUUGGCGGCGGCCAAAUCGUUCCUGCUGAGGCCUGGGAAUCCAUCUCUCGAGUCCAUCAGGCUGAUGAUCCAGGAGACGGUGCUCGACUCGGCGGCGUCGGACGAGGGCAUGGCGGCGCAGCUACGAAAGCUGCGGGAGAACUCGGUCCCGACGGAAGAAGAGCUGGCGGCGUGGCCUCCCGAGAUGUCGGAAGAGGACAAGGCUAAGCUAAGGGUCAAGGCCAGGAAGCUUCUCAUCCAAAGCGGGGUGCCGGCGGCGCUGUCGGGUGUCAUGGGACAGCAGGCGACCAGUGAGGCGCUGGGCAGGGUCUUUGACUGCCUGCAGGUUGAGGAGGUCGCCAGGGGUUUGUUGUUUGGCAUCAUGCUGCAGGCCGUGCGGGCGAUUACACACUGA
This is a messenger RNA of Pyricularia grisea, 3390 nucleotides long. RefSeq lists its product as uncharacterized. Gene Ontology annotation, molecular function: phosphatidylinositol binding. NCBI's taxonomy places the organism in Eukaryota, Fungi, Ascomycota, Sordariomycetes, Magnaporthales, Pyriculariaceae. The transcript has a single exon. Gene Ontology annotation, cellular component: intracellular membrane-bounded organelle. The coding region runs from base 1 to 3390 and encodes 1129 amino acids. The record is from RefSeq and is a predicted model, not a curated record.